Hypanus sabinus (Atlantic stingray) is the source of this 8328-nucleotide messenger RNA. RefSeq names its product leucine-rich repeat kinase 1 (gene lrrk1). The record is from RefSeq and is a predicted model, not a curated record. Lineage: Eukaryota; Metazoa; Chordata; Chondrichthyes; Myliobatiformes; Dasyatidae. Gene Ontology annotation, biological process: protein phosphorylation. Gene Ontology annotation, molecular function: protein kinase activity; ATP binding; protein binding. The transcript has 33 exons. Bases 2039 to 7930 code for a protein of 1963 amino acids.
UUGCUCUGACAAUCCCCACCUCCCAGGAAUCAGUCAGUGAAGCUUUCCUGCACUCCCUCCAAGGCAAAAGAAAGAAAAUUACAUAAAAAGCAAGGAAAAUAAGUCACAAUUUUCAUGUCUUCUAGAAGUACCAAAUGUUUUGGAGAGAAUGAAAUAUUUAGAAGCAAAUUCAAUGUUACAGGUAACUUUCUGUCCGUUCCGCUGCUGGCAAUAAGCAGCAAUGAUGGUCCUCCAUCUGACUCUUCAUAUCGUCACACAUAGCUGUAGAAGGACUCUUCAUUGCUGUUUCUGUAACAGUUUUUUUGAGUCCGGGUUGUUAGCCCUGAGUUGAACCCCUGAACCUGGAGUACCGGUGAACCACUCUUAGUCUGGCCUCUACCCUUUGACCUUUUUGGCAUAGGUGACCCUACCAAGAGCCAAAGCACAGGGCCCUGACUCCAGACAACUUCAUUCUCCGGGUCUUUGAGGCAGGCAAGCCUCCAUGAUGACAAGGCUGAGAUCCGCCUGGUAACUUUUACUGAUAACAAGCACCCAUAAGGCCUUACUUCAGGACAGCACUAUGCUGUAGCUCGUAAAGCUUCCGCCUCACAAUGCCAGAGACCUGGUUCAGCACUGACAUCUGUUGCCUGUCUGUAGUCUGCAUGUUCUCCCUGUGACCCAGGGUUAUCUCUGAAUCCUGUGAUUUCAUUCCACAUUCCAAAACAAGACAGGUUUGUCUACUAAACUACCCCUAGUGUGUAGGCGAAUGGUAGAAUUGGGGUGGUAAGGGGGAGCUGAUGGGAGUGUGGAUAGAAUAAAAUUGCUUAGGGUAGGAUUAGUGUAAAAAUGACUCCCGGAUCGUUGACAUGUUCCUGUCUCAUUGGGUCAACGGGUCUGUGUUCAUGAUGUGUCUGUCUGUGGCGAUGACAAACUACAAUGUGAUAUUGAGUUAAAAGUUUGUUUUUCGUCUUCUACGUCGGGUGUUGAUAGUUAAGCAGAACGCCAGCAAUAAGUUAGAACAGUGCUAAUAGCGAGGCCCCGGAUUAAUGUCUCCUUUGCAAGAUUGCCCCUCUGGUAGACCAGCCCGCACAGGAAUAUUGACCAGAUUUGUCUACGUGCCGCAGCCUUGGGGUGAGGCCAGACCCCGAAUCCUCGGGUGCUGAGGUACAGAAGCAAAUCAAGAGACUCAGCCGUUGCUUCAGGACAGAAUUAGAGAAAUAGUGGAAAAGGGACUUGCAUGUAAUCAGUUUAAAUGAUGUGUGUGUGUGUGUGUGUGUGCUAGUGAUUGUGUCAUUUUGUAUAUUUGAUUUGAUGACAUGUUUUGGUGAAAUGAGGGAGGGAAAGCUAUUUCUGUUCAGGCAGCAAUCAGUCGAGCAUUCUCUCCAAACAGAAAAAGUCCAGGCCAACUUGGUCCUGACUACAGAUGUACUAUUCAGUAAUGUACAAUCCCAAGAGUACCUCAGUUUUGCUUUUAGAUCCUGGGAGAGUCUGACGAUAUCUGAGCACCAAAACAGAGUGCCUCAGUUUGAUCUUGGUCUCUGAUAGCUUGAUCGUAACUGUAGCAUCCAUGUCAGCCUCCGUCUAAUUCAAAUCAAUGAGUGUGACCAAGGGAUUUGAAUACUGCCGAUCCUAAUUUGCAGCCGGGGUGAGCGGCACCACAAGGCUGCUGCUCUAUCUGAGGCAGCCAGGCACCACGGCAAAGAGGAAGAGAUUUAUCACAGUACCUUUACCCUUGAGCUGCAGCGGAGGCUUGGAUUUCACAGCAGCAGGGUGAUAGAUGGGAAAUCAGCGCCGAGGUGAACUAACCACAACAUCUCCAGACAAAGAGUAAACAUGUGAUGAGCUUCUGGCUGAGGCUUAGCAGAGUAGCGCACGGGGGAGCUCUUAUUGUAUCCGAUCUCCAGCGCGAGGCCGAGGACCCUUGUAUAUCAGGAAUACUUUGCAAAAAUCACCAUGGAUAUAGUAUAGCGUGGCUGCUAAUGUGCUUCAUUAAUCCGGAUAUACAGGGCGGGGUUUGUGAACUGAAUCACAGAUGUGACAAGGGACUGCUGAUGAGACUAUGGGAAGUAAGCAGUCCGGACUGGGGAACCCACCUUUCGAUCAGUGCCUCGCCCUACAGAGCAUUCAGGCAGCCUACAGUGCUGGGGAGGUGGAACAAGCUCAACAACUUUCACGGUUCCUCUGUGAGGAAUCUGGCAGCAGUGCAGAGAAGUGUGAACUCUUGGCCGUCGCUGCCUCGAAUGGAGACGUGGACGUGGUCCGCUACCUGUUGCAGGAGGCACAGGUGGAACUGUCGAAAGAGCCCAGUCACGAAAACCCUGCUAUCAUUGCUGCUCAUCAGGGACACGAGGACGUCGUCAGAGUGUUACUGAAUUCCAUGCCAGGUACGUGCCCAGACAAGGACCUACUGAGCUGGAUGCUUGCUGCGGCCUGUAGCCAGGGACACAUGGCUAUUGUGCAGCUCUUGGUGCUUGAGUACAAGGCAGAGGCAAACAGCUGUGGGAUGAAGUCACAGAAUUAUCCCAUCAUCACUGGGCAGCCAUUGUACGCAGCGAUGCAGGCAGGAAAUGAAGAGAUUGCCAUCUUCCUGCUGGAGAAUGGAGCCCAGUUCUCCUCAUACACUCUCAUGGACUACCCUCAGCUCAGCAAGAAGCUCCUGAGGAAACAGUUUACAGAACCGAACAGCCAGAGCGAAGAGUCAACCACACAAGCAGGCCAGUCACUGAAGUGGUCUCACCUGAAGCUGCCUUGGUUGGAUCUGGACUGGUUCAUAGAUAUGUCCAAUCAAAUAACAGAACUCGAUCUGAGCAGGAACAGCCUCACUCUCCUCCCCUCAAUUAUUCCCUGGGGACUAGUGCACCUCAGGAAACUCAACUUGUCCUCAAACCAGCUGAAGGAAUUGCCGGAUGCAGUCUCGUCAGAAGAAAUCCUCUGUUCGGGAAUACUGGAGAUUGACGUAUCACGGAACCAGCUGACCUGCUUGCCCACUAGCUUCUUGCAUCUCCCUAAACUUCAGAAACUGACAGCUUCCAGCAAUCUACUGAACGUGUUAUUUGAUGAAGAGAAAGCAACAAACUGGAUUGGAUUACGAAAGCUGAGGGAGAUUGAUGUCUCCGACAAUAGAAUUGAGAUUUUGCCAACAACUUUCCUUCAUUGUUUCAAGUCUCUCAACAAUCUUAAUGUGUCUCGGAAUGCACUGAAGGGCUUUCCUGAACCUUGGGCGUGUCCUUUGAAAAUUUGUAACGUUUCCAGGAAUUCAUUGGAAUCCCUCCCAAACAGUCUUUGUGUCUUUUGGAAAAACUAUCUGAAGGAAGCAGAUUUUUCUGACAAUUUACUGAAGGAAUUGCCAUCAAACAUCUUUGAGCUCCAGGCCCUGAAUUCUCUGAAGCUCUCUGGCAAUCAGUUGCAGUCUCUGCCCCCAGUAGACAGAUGGCAAUGCCACAAUCUCAAGUCGCUCGAUCUCUCUCGAAAUCAGUUUGGAAAGGGAGACGAGUCCUCCAGGACAAGGAAAGUCAAUUUUUUCACAAUGCGACUGAAGAGAAGUUCGGACUCGGCUUCGGUGAUUGAAUUCCCACAGAUCCUUGGUGAAUGUUUAGAAGUUCUGCAUCUGGACAGUAACUUUCUGGAUUCAGUCCCUCAGUCGGUGUGCUGGCUGCGUGCACUCUCUGAGCUGUACCUUUCCAAUAACCCUGGAAUCCGAGAGCUUCCUGCCGAGCUUGGUCAGCUAGCUAAUCUGUGGCAGCUGGACAUCGAUCAGUUAACUAUCUCAAAUGUUCCAACAGAGAUCAGAAAUGAAGGACCAACAUCAGUGCUGACCUUCCUCAGAGCACAGCUGCGGAAAGCCGAGCCUUGCAAGCUGCUGAAGAUGAUUAUCGUUGGGCCGCCCCGUCAGGGGAAAACCACCCUCCUCGAGACUCUUAAAACUGGGAAACCUCCACAGCCCAUGCACAAAGAAAGCAGCAUCCAAACCACCACCUGGGAGCUUCCGCGACCUGCUACCAUCAAGACUAAGGUGGAUUCCAUUGUGUUUAAUGUCUGGGACGUCGGAGGUAAUGCUAAAAUGGCCACAGUCAAUCAGUGCUUCUUCACCGAGAGAGCCUUUUACAUAGUGGUGUGGAACCUGGCCCUGGGAGAGGAGGCAGUGGCAAACUUACAGUCUUGGCUCCUGAACAUUGAGGCCAAGGCUCCAAACGCCACUGUGAUUGUGGUCGGAACUCACCUGGAUUUGAUUGACACCAAAUUUCGCACGGAGAGGAUCGCUACACUGCGUGCGUACAUCUUGGCAUUGUGCCGCUCCCCCUCCGGACCCAGAGCCAGUGGGUAUCCUGACAUCAGUUGUCGGAAUUUACAUGAGUUAUCGUGCAAAACAUUGGAUGGGCUGGAAGGUCUCCGCAAACUGAUCUUCCAAGUUGCUUGCAGCAUGAGGGACACAGGGAGUGUAACCACUUCACAGAAGUUAGUUGGAAGAUUGAUACCGAGGAGUUACAUCAACCUGCAGACUGCUGUCCUGAAGGAACAGCAGAGGAGAAACGAUAACAAUGAGGUCCAGUACUUAACUGACCAACAGCUGGAGGAGAUUGUGCAGCAGACUCCUGAAAAUGACAUCAAAGACUUUGAAGACUUACGGACUGCUCUUGGCUUCCUUAUUGAGACAGGAGCAGUGCUUCAUUUCCCAGACACUAGCCAUGGGCUUCGCAAUCUGUAUUUCCUGCAUCCGGUGUGGUUAUCAGAAUGCUUGGAGAGAAUUAUUAACAUCAAAGCGUCCCGCUCUUUUGCCACAAACGGAGUGAUACAGGUGUCGGAUCUAAGGAAACUGCUUGACGGAACUGGCUUCACAGAGCAGACUGAGGAGCAAUAUUUCCAGUUCUUAGCCAAAUUUGAGAUUGCGCUUCCAAUUGCCAACAACAGUUACCUCCUCCCACACCUGUUACCAUCCAAACCGGGAUUCGACAUCAGUAACCUACUAAGGAAGGGAACCAACACCAUUGAGAGACUCUUCAAGAUGAGUUUUGUACCCAUUGGUUUCUGGCAGCGCUUCAUCGCCCGUAUCUUGAUCAGCCUUUCGGAAAUGGACACACAACUCAUUGAGAAUGAAAGGAACCCAAAGCGAGGCCGGGGCAAACGGGCUUCUGUUUACAGCUUCACGGGGUCGCAGCGUCGCAAUCGCUGCAGCACUUUCCGAGUAAGAAGAAACCAAACUAUUUACUGGCAAGAAGGUUUGCAAUUGAACUACGAAGGUGGGAGUCUAAGUGUGGAGUCGUCAGAGGUGAACUGGAAAAGGAAAAAAAGUGCAGGAAUAAAAAUCACGUGCCAGUCGGAAACACGGGAUUUCUCAGCGGUUGCGUUCAUCACUGACCACGUCAAUUCCCUGAUUGAUCAGUGGUUUCCAGCUCUUACUGCCACUGAAACGGAUGGGGCUCCCCUGGUUGAACAGUACGUCCCUUGCCCUCAUUGCAGUCCGCCAACCACCAGGGAAGCACAAACCCACUUCCAGGGACAAGGUCUCCACUACUUCAGCAUGGAGGACUGCUUGCUCAUUGCCAUCGAACACAUGGACAUCGAGUGCCCAAACCACCCGAACGCCCCGGUGCCUCUGGACGAGUUGGUUCCUGAGAUCUUUAUGACUGAUUUCCCAGCCCGGUUGUUUCUGAACGUGAACUACUUGGAACAAACUGAAGGUACAGACCAUGUCCUGGGACAAGGAGGUAGUGGUACCACCGUGUACAAAGCAAAGUACAGAAAACUGCCCAUAGCGCUCAAAAAGUUUCACUUCAAAAGCUCUCAAGUACAACCAAGUAACCUUCGCAAGGAUUCAAUGUUUAGGCAUUUGGAAGCGAUGGAAGCACUGCGGAAUUUCUCCGAGUUCCGACAGGAAACCAGCAUACUUCACUCCCUGCAGCACCCAUGCAUCGUGGCGCUGGUGGGCCUCAGCAUUCACCCUCUCUGCUUUGCCUUGGAGUUGGCUCCACUGGGCAGUCUCACCAUGGUGCUCAUCGAAUACUCUAAAGCAGAUACCACCUUUAUACCCCUGGGCCACAUGCUGACAUACAGAAUAGCCUAUCAGAUUGUACUUGGGUUGGCCUACCUGCACAGGAAGAACAUCAUUUUCUGCGAUCUGAAGUCUGACAAUGUUCUAGUCUGGUCCCUGGACGUGGCGUCCCCAGUGAACGUGAAACUAUCUGAUUACGGGGUAUCUCGUCAGUCAUUCCACGAGGGAGCUCUUGGGGUAGAAGGUACUCCUGGAUAUCAAGCACCGGAAAUUAUGCCAGGGAUUGUUUAUGAUGAAAAGGUUGACAUGUUUUCGUACGGAAUGGUCCUUUACGAGUUGCUGUCUGGACAACGGCCGAUCCUCGGACACCACCAGGCACAGAUUGCAAAAAAGCUGUCCAAAGGAAUCCGACCGCUACUGGGAUCCCUGGAGGAGGUGCAGUUCCCCAGAAUGCAGAAUCUAAUGUAUCAGUGCUGGGACACCAAGCCCGAAAAGCGGCCGGGAGCAAGCCAUGCCAGCAGGCUGAUGCAGGACCCCAGCUUUCCAGCCUUCAUGUAUACCUUGCAGUGCGGCAGACAGGAAUUAUUCUGUCCUUCUCGAGACCUUGAGCGCACAGUUAUUUUCUGGGAUGAAGAAGGAAGCAAGAGGAAUUACAGCGUGGUGAAUAUCGACAAAGGACUGAUUGAAGUCGAUCACAUCAGCUGCCCUGGCGUUGGUCUGAGCUGUCAAGUGAAGCUGCAGACUGCUUUGUGGACAGCAACAAAGGAUCAUAAAAUUCAGGUAUACAGCCUUAAAGGGAUGUGUCCCUUAAAUGUGCCCCUGCUGGUCCUGGAUGUUCCUGCCGUCGUCACGUGUUUCCUGCCAGUAUCACGUGGAAACCAGAAAUCUCCACUGAUGCUGGCUGGCAUGGCCGAUGGAAUGGUCGCGGUCUACUCAUUGGCCAGUGAAAUUCCCAAGGACUGGUCGUCCUACCUGUGCUCGCGUUCCGCAAACAACUUCCGGUUCAAGAUCCCCGACAGUGACCCGCGGCAGAACGCGUACCCGGUGGCUGACAUGAUAACGGUGAACAACGAAUCGGAGGUGUGGUACAGCAACGGUCCCGGGAUCCUGAUCGUCGACACGCUAACUACGGAAAUCACUCGCCGAUUGGAACCGUACCAGCCGCCUUCGCAGGUCGUCUCAAUGACUUGUAACCUGGGCUGUAAUGGAGAAGAGACUAUCUGGUGUCUGGAUGACAAGACGAGCACGUUGGUGAUGUACCGUGCUUAUCAGAUCUGUGCUCGCUAUGCCUGCAGUGACAGUAAUCCAUUGAGAGAUGUGUUUCCCAUCCAGCAGCCUGUCAGUGCCACAGCAAACAUGGCCAUCACACCCAAGGACACGAGUGAAACCAAUUCCACCGACGUCAGCAUUAUCUUCCACGACGAGGUUGGCACUCAGAUAAUAAGACAUUGUGACUCCAUGACCGAUUACUGUUCUUUGUCCUCCAGCUUUUCCUACUCCACCGACAGGAACGUCAGUUUGCUCGUCUCCUCCGCCAGCCCAACGAGCGCUCCCACUUCUCUGACCUACGAAGACCCAGACAAGGGCGGUGCGCCUGAUAACGUCUCCCCAGCUGCAGAUAAUCCCAAGCACCUACAAGCUGUAAAGGUCCUCACAGUGAAGGACACGUUAUGGAUACCAAGGCAUGGUGGUGACAUCAUUGUGAUUGAAAUUCAAAGCCAGGGCGGCUGGGAACAAGGCAAGGUGGUGGCUGUACUGAACGCUGGAUCGGUUACCGAGGAGAGCACACUGGUAGAGGCUGCCGUUGUGGCAAAGGACACAGUGGUCUGCUGCUUUCGAGACGACGUUGGAGACUGGCGACUGUGCUUGUGGAGGGGCUGGGGCUCCCAGGAAUUCGAGCUGUUCUAUCAGUCGUUUGAAGAAUUGGGGAGAAUGGAAGUUAGCAUGCGCAAACGGAGGUAGCAUCACAAGCUAACUCCACUCCUCUGGACUUGUGGCUUCACAGCACAGAAUCCAUUGGCACAAAGACAGAAAUAGGUCUCUAAACUGGAGUUUAAAGACCAUACUUUUUUAAAAAAAAACACUUUCCUUGUCUUUGAAUGUAACCUGUGGGGACAGGAGACUUCAGUCCAAGACACUCUUCAAAGUAGCUAACACAAUGAGGAAUCCGCCAUUUUCUGUUGGAAUUCACUCCACUGCACAGCGAUUGCGGCCUUCAGUUUAUACACAGGCUGAAUUCUCAUUUCAGGAUCCAUUCUGUCUCCUUCCAUUUUGUUAUGUAAAGCCAUAUGGGUCGUCUUGUCUGCAAAAAAUGUUAAAAAGGAACUAAUUUAUUUAUUAUGCAAUAAAUACAAUUAAAA